AUGGUGAAAGGAGGGUCGGUGAUGGUAGUUGUCAGGGAUGUCACAACAUGGUUCGUGACAACCAGGAUGGAUAGUUCACAUCACCCCGUUGUGGAAGUCUUUGCUGUCAGCAUGUCCGGAAUGUGUACUUAUGUAUCUUUUGGCACAGCCUCUGGACCGUUUCAGCUCAAACUUCAAUCACAGAACAUACACGACUUGUCUGGGGAGUUUGGAAGAGAAGAAAGACUGCGGGCAAAGGGGUUUUUGCUACCUACAUCUAAAAUGGCCCUCACACUGGUUGAAAGUGCAAGUGUAUCAGGGAGGGUGAUAAGCGUACCAAGCUUGACGGCUGGUGUGAUCCCCAAAGAAUGA
Messenger RNA from Tremella mesenterica DSM 1558, 351 nucleotides. RefSeq lists its product as uncharacterized. Bases 1 to 351 code for a protein of 116 amino acids. NCBI's taxonomy places the organism in Eukaryota, Fungi, Basidiomycota, Tremellomycetes, Tremellales, Tremellaceae. The transcript is spliced from 2 exons. The record is from RefSeq and is a predicted model, not a curated record.